AUGAGCAACGAGAAGGCGCCGCUGCUGCCGUCGCCGGCCGCGCGCAAGAUCGCCCACCGCUCCAUCUGGCGCAAGCAGGGCCCGAUGUCCUCGACCAAGACGCGCCUCGGCUGGAUGGCCAACUUCCUCCUCGUCGUCAUGGUGCUCGAUGUGCUUGUGCUGCUCUCGCAAAUGUCGUCGUUGACGCUCACCGCCUUUGCGGCGACGGGCGCGCCCGCAUGGCGCUACGAACAGCUGCCCAUUCUGGCGACGGCCGCCAAGGUGCUGCUCAUUCUGCUCGGGCUCUUCUCCAAGUGGUUUGUCUACCUCGCCGAGAUCGCGGUCCUCGGGCUCGUCGUUGUCCUGGGCACGGACGCCUUUGCGCUCGACGCGCUGCCGCAGGCGACGCUUCUCGCCAACGGCUUGGAUCGCGCCAACAUCUUUAUCAUCCUCCCGCUCAUGUUUUCCGUCUUUGAAGGCGUGCUUCUGUACCAAGUGCACGCGAAGAAGGUGCGCCAGGCGCGCGAGGCCGCGGCCGUCGUCGUCGACCUCGAGAGCUCGUCCUCGCCUGCAGAUGCGACGCCGACGAAAGGUAUCUCGUUCGUCAAGAUGCUGCUCGUGCUGCGCCCGUACUUUUGGCCGCACGGCUUUGGCCACCGCGUCCGCGCUGUGAGCACGUACUUCCUCCUCGGCGGCUCGAAGCUCCUCAACUUGUACGCGCCCAUGUUUAUGGCCCAAGCAACAAACGCUCUCGUCGCCAAAGACGUGCGCGGCGCGCUCAUUGGCGUCUCGUGCUACUGCACCAGCGUCUUCUUCUCCAAGACGCUCGACGAGGUCAAGUCGAUCGUGUACCUCCGCGUCAAGCAGACCGCUUACGUGGAGAUUUCCACCAUGACGUACGAACACUUGCACUCGCUUUCGCUCGACUGGCAUUUGAAAAAGAAACUGGGCGACGUGCUGCGCUCGAUGGACCGCGGCGUCGAGUCGGCCAACAGCGUCGUCUCGUACAUGUUCCUCUACCUCUUGCCAACGAUCCUCGAGAGCGUCGUGGUCAUGAUCAUCUUUGCGACGCACUUCCAGCUCGCGACCAUGUCGUACGUCUCGUUUUUGAGUUUGGUGUUUUACGCGUACGUGACGAUCGCGAUCACGCUGUGGCGCAAGAAGUUUCGGCAGCAGUCGACCAAGCACGACAACGAGUACCACGACAAGGCCACCGACGCGCUCAUCAACUACGAGACCAUCAAGUACUUUACCAACGAGAAGCACGAGAUCGACCUCUACUCGUGCGCGAUCCAAAAGUAUCAAAGUUUCAGCGUCAGCGUCCAAGCGUCGUUGUCCGUGCUCAACAUUAGCCAAACGGGCAUCAUCCAAGCCACGAUUCUUGCCUGCCUCGCGCUCGCAAUCCCGCAUGUGAUCGAGCAGGACGGCCGCGGCGUCGACCUCGGUGCGUUCGUCGCCAUCACAGUGUACCUCCAGAACCUCUUUUCGCCGCUUUACUUUCUCGGGUCCCUCUACAACAUGAUGAUCAACGCCAUUGUCGACAUGCAAAAGCUCAGCGAGCUCCUUAACGUCGACCCGGACAUUGUCGACGCGCCGCACGCGCCCAAGCUCCUGCUCGACUAUGACGCGCACCGCAACGGCAUCUCGGUCGAGUUUCAGCAUGUGCAUUUCGACUACCCAGAUGCGCCGCUCGGCAGCGGUCUCAAGGACCUCAACUUUGUCAUUCCCGCCGGGACGACGACGGCGCUUGUGGGCGAGACAGGCUCGGGCAAAACGACCAUUUCGCGGCUGCUCUUCCGCUUUUACGACACGACGAGUGGGCGCGUGCUCGUGCACAACCAAGACGUCUCGGCCGUGACGCAGCUGUCGCUGCGCAAGGCGAUUGGGAUCGUGCCCCAGGACACGGUCCUCUUCAACGAGACGAUUCUGUACAACAUCCAGUACGGCAACCUCGAGAGCACGUUUGCCCAGGUCGAAGAGGCGGCCAAGAAGGCUAAGAUUUAUGAUUUCAUCAUGGGCAUGCCGCAGCAAUGGCAGACGCCGGUCGGCGAGCGCGGCCUCAAGCUCUCGGGUGGCGAGAAGCAGCGCGUGGCUAUUGCCCGCACGCUGCUGAAAGACCCGCAGUUUGUGAUUCUGGACGAAGCCACGUCGGCGCUCGAUACCGUCACGGAGACGGAGAUCCAGAGCGCGCUCACCAAGCUCCAGACGAACCGCACCAUGCUAGUGAUUGCCCACCGCUUGUCGACGGUGCGCCACGCCUCCCAGAUUGUCGUGCUCGGAAAGGGCGCGGUGCUAGAGAUCGGGACGCACGACGAGCUCAUGGCGCGCAAGGGCGGCCGGUACGCGCAGAUGUGGAAUGCGCAGCUCGAAGCUCGAACGGCGACGAUGGAGGACGACGACGACGCUGGUAUUGUCUAAGGGCACCGUCCUCCAUAGAGCGAUGCUUUAAGCACACGUAAAGGAGUUGCGACACC
Messenger RNA from Saprolegnia parasitica CBS 223.65, 2453 nucleotides. RefSeq lists its product as hypothetical. Lineage: Eukaryota; Oomycota; Saprolegniomycetes; Saprolegniales; Saprolegniaceae. Gene Ontology annotation, molecular function: ATP hydrolysis activity; ATP binding; ABC-type transporter activity. Gene Ontology annotation, biological process: transmembrane transport. The record is from RefSeq and is a predicted model, not a curated record. Gene Ontology annotation, cellular component: membrane. Bases 1 to 2397 code for a protein of 798 amino acids. The transcript has 8 exons.